This is a messenger RNA of Phytophthora nicotianae INRA-310, 174 nucleotides long. RefSeq lists its product as hypothetical. The transcript has a single exon. The coding region runs from base 1 to 174 and encodes 57 amino acids. The record is from RefSeq and is a predicted model, not a curated record. Lineage: Eukaryota; Oomycota; Peronosporomycetes; Peronosporales; Peronosporaceae.
AUGGAGGUUAACGUGGUGGCGGAGGCCACGCAACGUAAUACAGUUGGCAACACCUCGGUGGUCGGAGCUGUGAGAGAAGUUACCAACCCAGAAGCAAACGCAGUGACUCGCCAAAAAGGCCAUCGGGCUGGUGGCCGCCGUCGCUCAGCCAAUCACAAUGAAGAUGGUCAUUAA